Armigeres subalbatus is the source of this 2058-nucleotide messenger RNA. RefSeq names its product zinc finger protein 184-like. Bases 189 to 1925 code for a protein of 578 amino acids. The transcript is spliced from 3 exons. NCBI's taxonomy places the organism in Eukaryota, Metazoa, Arthropoda, Insecta, Diptera, Culicidae. The record is from RefSeq and is a predicted model, not a curated record. Gene Ontology annotation, cellular component: chromosome; nucleus. Gene Ontology annotation, molecular function: zinc ion binding; chromatin insulator sequence binding. Gene Ontology annotation, biological process: regulation of transcription by RNA polymerase II.
CGUGCACAAGCAAACAUCGAAAUUCGAAUUCGGAUCGGUUCGGGUCGGGUUGUCAAACAGAUCAAACAAGAAAAUUUGCUGGCUUGGUUGAACAUAUUUUUUGGGAAAAAGGUUUUGAUUCGGAUUGUUAGUGACCAGUUUUAAUUCAGAUUGUUAUAGUAACCAGUUCAUGUUGAAAAAUCGACAAUAUGCACUUUGAAAACAGUUGCCGAUUAUGUCUAAAGGACCUCAGUGAUGUUCUCUUCGACGAAGAUAGUCAUGUCUCUAUGGCUGAGGACAAAAGCCUGCAGCGUAUGGUCCUGGAGUGCUUCCAGAUUCAGGUUACCGAUGGAGAAACAGUUUCGAAGGUUUGCGGUAAAUGUAACACUGAAAUCCGAAUGGUUCAUAAGAUUAGAAAGCGGAUAAGAAAGGCAGAUUUUGAAAUCAAGCAAUAUUAUGCAACGUUGGUAAAGGAGGAAGAUGUUGGUUUAGAAGAAGAAGAAUUCGACGACAUUCAAAGGAACGUACAAACUGAACUGGUUCAGACCGAUAGUAAUGAUUAUGAAGAAAAACCUGACGUGUUAAGGUUAGAAAAUCAUUCAAAUAAUGAUGACGAUGAUCAUUACAAGAAAUACGAAUUUAUCGAGGUUGAGCCACAUUUUCAAGAACACCAAUCCAUCAUAGAAGAUACUACGGAUGACGAAAGUGAACGCAAAAGUGCACAAACAAAAAAACAGCGUAAGAAAAGAAAUCCUUCUAAUGCUGUUAAUAACCCUGAAGUGCGCAAGAAAACUGAUAGUAAAUGCUAUAUUUGUGCGUCCGAAUUUGAAACCACGGAAAUGCUAGAUAGUCAUCUCGGCACUCACGUUGGAUCUAGCUCACCAAUAUGUAAUCUAUGCGAUUUUCCUGCAACCACAGUCCGGUCAUUGAAUAUGCAUUUGAGAACCAUUCACUUCAGGAAGGGGAAACGGAUUCCCUGCGACGAAUGUAAAAAAAGCAAUACUGUUCGAGAAUUUUCGUCAAAACACAAACUACAAGCCCACAUUAAAUCAUUCCAUGAAGGCAUUGUAGAAGUUCAGGAAAAAACACAUGUCUGCACCUACUGUGGAAAAGCAUUUAGUAGGGGAACACACUUAAGAUUACACGAAAAUAUUCACACAAAAGCAAUAAUAUAUAAAUGCAAUACUUGUCCUUUUUCCACAACAUCAAGAUCGGGAUUGUUGAGGCAUCAACGAAUUCAUACUGCUGAGAAACCAUUCAAAUGCGAUGAAUGUGAUGCAUCUUUUAACCAGUCAAAUUCACUACAUUCUCAUAAAGCGGCCAAGCACAACGACGAACGACCAUUCGUUUGUGAAAUUUGUGGAGUAUCGAAAAGUUUUAAGACUAAAUACAUUCUUCAAUCACACAUGCGAUCGCACGAAAAGUCUGAUACUUUAUCAUACUUGAAAGGUCGUCGUAUUAAAACAUCUGGCACAGAAAUAACUGUUUAUGACCCAGAGCUCAAGUGCAGUUUCUGCCCUGCUGUGUAUCGCAAGGAGUUAUUUCUUUGUCGUCAUAUCGUUGAAAAGCAUCCUUUGGAAACUGUGGACAUGAUUCCAUGCGAUGUAUGCAAUGCGGUUGACAAAAAUGUAUUUUUUCUAACCCGAGAUGAAAAGAAACGCCAUGACGAAAAUCACGAUAAGAUCAAAGCAGUCCCGGAAAAGGAACGCGUUUGUUCGGAAUGUGGAAAAGUAUUUCAAACUAACUCUUCCUAUCAUCAUCAUCGCCAGACACACUUCAACAACGUUUGCAAAGAAUGUGGAAAAUCGUUUUCAACUAGUCGAACCUUAAGACUUCAUUUGCUAACGGUACAUCUAAAGUCUCGGCCCUACAAAUGUAACAAAUGUGAUUCCUCGUUUGGACAACUGACAACAUUGAAUACGCACAUGAAAGUUCAUCGAAAGUAGGGGAGUGUAGUAGCUUAGUCUUCUUAUUCUUAUACAUUUUUACUAACACCACGUUCUUAAGAUAUAUUGUAUUGAUAAUUACUAACUUGAACGACUACCUACUGAAAUAAAUAGCAUAUUUUUGCUUCGUUUA